AUGAAUUUUCCACAACCCAAGGUUGCUUCAUUGCCCCCGAAUCUCGACCUCCAUGGAAAGACAGCUGUGAUCACUGGGGCUACUGCUGGUAUUGGAUUAGAGACAGCACGACAACUGCUCAAGCUCCAUGUCUCCCACCUCAUUAUUGCUGUGAGGAGUGUAUCGAAAGGUGAAGCUUGCAAACGUGAGCUUCAGCGACUCAACCCUCACGCAAAGAUUACCGUUCUGGAACUUGAUAUGGACAACUAUCAGAGUGUGCAACGUUUCGCUAAAGCCUUGAAACUCAAAGUUCCUUCGGUUAAUAUCCUCCUCCUCAACGCGGGUAUUGGGCUUCUAAAGCUCGAACGCAGCCCAAGCGGGCACGACCGAGUCACUCAAGUGAAUUACGUCUCGAAUGCUCUCUUGAUCGCCGAGCUGCUGCCCUACCUCAAGGCGAGUGCGGAGCAAAUCGGUCAAUCUACUCGUAUUACGUGGGUGGGUAGUCGGAUGUACUUCACCACGUCUUUUGAGAAAAAAGCGCCUAUGAAAAUAGGUGAGCAUAUGGACUCUAAACAAUUCUUCUUUCCAAAUGAGAGAUACAACGACAGCAAGCUCCUGUGUGCCAUGUUCAUGUACAGCCUUGCUGCACGACUCGACAAAUCCAAAGUUAUUUUGAACAUGGUCUGUCCAGGUUUGAUCAAUACGAAUAUGACAGAUGUCCUACCGUUUCAUAUGCGGAUGGUCAUGGGCGUCGUGAAGGCCCUUCUAGCACGGCCUGUUGAGAUUGGCGGGAGGCUCUUUGUCAACGCCAGUGUGGCUGCAGGGCCAGAAUCACAUGGAGGAUUCCUUGGGGACAUGGAAAUCAUCGAGCCAUCUCCAUAUCUUCUGUCCCCGGCAGGCAAGGCCGUACAGAGGAAACUGUGGGCGGAGACCAUCGAAGAAUUGGGAAGCCUGAGUUAG
Molecule: messenger RNA, 939 nt
Organism: Penicillium griseofulvum
Lineage: Eukaryota; Fungi; Ascomycota; Eurotiomycetes; Eurotiales; Aspergillaceae
Exons: 2
Coding region: 1-939 (312 amino acids)
Source: RefSeq, a predicted model, not a curated record